CUUCAGUUCACCGCGUGCCUUACCAUAGAUUACCUAAACAAACCGUCAAAAUUUCCGCUUUUUUAAGACGUGCAUGUGUCGGUGACCAGUGAUUUGUGCAGGACCAUCAAGGAUAAUUUUCAUGAAAUAUUCUAUUACAUAAAAAUAUAGAUUUCAGACCACAAUGGAAAGGUAUCACAUAUUUAAAUUAGGUCUUGCCAUACUCUUUUAUGCAACGUAUUGUAUUGGACUUAUGAAUGGACAAGAAAUCAUUGACAAUAUACCCAGUAAUAGCUCCGAUCCAGAUGAUUUUUUAUCCUAUUAUCAAGGUGUCGAGGGUAGGCCAGGUGUUGAUUUUCCAAUACUAUCUCAUAUUCCAAGGACUAACUUUAAUUGUCGAGAAGUAGAUUCUGGUUACUAUGCAGAUCUAGAAACUGACUGCCAGGUUUUUCAUAUAUGCGAAGACGGCAAGAAAAUCUCAUUCCUAUGUCCAAAUGGAACAAUUUUUCAGCAGUCGGAUCUCAUUUGCGAAUGGUGGACAAAAGUAAACUGUACUAACUCGCCAAACUUAUAUGAUGAAAGUGCUGAAAAGUGGCAAAACCAAGCUCUAAAGCGUAAAGCAUCUAGAAGAGUUUUUCUGGAUGGUGAUAAUAAUCAUGGCGCAAUACUAAGAACUGAAGAAUUAUCGUCUGUAACUGCAAUAAAAAAUGGAAAACAAGUUGAUUUUAACGUUGAGAGACAUGAGGGUCGUGGUAGAGAAGAAAAACAAAGAAACAGACCAAGAGCGAAUGAUAACGAGGAUGAAUAUACUAAAUUUGAAAAUCGAAAUAAAAACUUUUAUUAUAAUUCUAACAACUAUGGAGAUCCAAAUGAAGAAGUAAAACCUAAAAGUAAGAGUAGGGUUACCUACAAUGUCAACAAUAAUUACAACUCAAAUCAAAAUAAUAACAAUAAUGGCGAUUUAAACCAGAAGGUUAAAUCUAAAAGUAAAAAUGGAGUUAACUACAAUCUGAACAAUAAUUAUAACUUAAAUCAAGAUAAUAACAAUAAGCAGGGAGAACCAAAUAAACUUAAUAAUAAUGCAGACAAAGUAUUUAUAUCAGCUGGAAGAGUAAAAACUCUUAGACACAAUCAUAGCCGUAAAAAUAUCAGAAAUGAUUCUAACAAAAUUAAACUUACCCUAAGUACAUCUAUAUCUUCAAGUGGACAGGCCAAUAAUCAACAUAAUUUAAAAACAAAUAAUCAACAUCAAGGUAAAAAUAUAAAACUUAUAGCGAGUAAUGUUGAUAAUCACGCAAACGUAGAAAGUAGAAAAUAUAUUAGAAAUGAGGAAGAAAAAAUAAAUAGAUCAAAUAUCCCUUCAAAUAGAGGUGGUUUUAAAUAUAACCAAAAUCCAGAUUACAUUCAAGGACUUACUAAUGUAAUAGGAUCUUCAAAUAAAAAUGCACAGAAAAUAGAGAAACCUUCACCUGUAUAUAAGAAGGAAGAAUUACGUAGUACUAUUCCGGAUCACGUUAACAACUAUUAUGCUUCUAGUACGCCUAUAGUCCCAAUUUUAUCGAAUGAUGAAGAUUUUAAAUUUCCAUUACACGAUAGCGAAAACCCUAAACAAUAUUACAGCAAAGUUGAUAUUCAAAAUAAAAACCAAGUAAAACAAGAAAGCACCGUACCAUUGACCAGAAAUGAUUUAUACUCCAAAAAAGUUGAAGCUGAUUUAAAUGAGGAGACCCAAAUUACAGAAGAAUCUUCUUCGUUUUUUAAAAGUCCUUUAAACACAAUUCAGGAUAGUUUAAAUAAAAUUUCCACACCAAAUCCAUAUCCUAAUCAUAGAACAACAUAUUCAGAUCUUAAAACCCCCGAUUAUUCCAGUACCAAGUUUUCCAAAACUAUAAACUCAGUUACUCCACAAUAUCUUACAACACAACCAAUAAAUAAUGGAAAACCCUUCGUUGGUAGUAGAGUUGGCACUUCUCUAUCUGGAAUGAAUGGGAUAAAUGUUAAUCCCACAGCUUCAUAUAGACCAACAACAUUACAAUCAUUUAAAGUAAAUACAGAAAAAUCUUCCGUAUAUAGUUCCAAAUCAACGUCAGGUCACCCCAGGAAAUAUGCAUUUAACCUUGGACAAACUGAAAAAUAUACUUCCCCCAGUACAACUCCUAUACCGUCGACAACAUACACUUUACCACGAACCAGCUAUUUUAAUGGUGAAAAAACUAGUCUUUCAGAAUUAACAUCUAAAGAUAUUUAUACUAAAACUCCACUAAGCCUUUUUGUCCCAGAUAAAUUUGACUUAGGUUUAAAUUCGUCAUCUUCACCCAAAAAAAUAAAUCAUGUUAAAUUUAACUUGGGGCUAGGCAAAGUUAAUGUAACCCAUGAUACAUCAGUAUCGGAGCCAAAACAACCUGUUGAUCACCAGAUUGUUUACGGUAACUUCCCUAAGAUUAUACGCACAACGACCUUGCCUUCUUUUGAUAUUAACCAAGGCGUCCAAAUUAAAUUUGAUAAAAACUCCAAUAAAGUCGCCAUUCAGCUGGCUAAAGCAGUCGCUAGCACGUCCUCUUUAGGAAGUGUAACACCUUCUACUACAAUAGACAAAUUCCCAGCGACUGUUUCCAGUACUCCUAACCCGUUAUCAAGUUCAAGCAGUGGAUUUACUUUAGGGGCUGAACCUAGUUCAUAUUAUGGUAGAAAUAUUGUACAAAAGCCUAGACCAUUUGAAAAGUAUAAUGAAAAUAAAUUUGGUUACAGUACUGCUAAUUUUAAUUCGGUAACUCCAACCUACCCAACUUACAAAAUAUCAAGUGCUAGUCCUUUUACUGUAGCUCCAACCCUUCCUACUACUGAAAAGGGUUCUGAUAUUUCUACCAAAGGAAAUUCUGUUUUUGAAAAUGUCGAUAACAUGAUAAGCGUUCUUAAGGAAAUCGUUAAAACAGAAGAGCAAAAUGAUUACGAAAACGAAACACCAAGACCUGGUUUGAUAGUACCUCCCUCAGUGGGCCCUCAGACCUUGCAUACUUUGGCUCAAUAUUUUGCUAAUGCUUUGGAUGGUAUAGCUGCCGAAAAAGAACGAAACGGAAAUACUGAAGUAAGUGCCGAAAUGGAAGAAAAAUAUGACUCUGCAAAAGAAAGUCUUACUGCCUUGCUUACAAAAAUGACCAUGGAGAAAUAUAAGGAUUUGUUUAAAAAAUAUAAUGAAACUAAAGUGGAAAUAAAUACUAAAAAUACAGACGAGAACAGUGAAUCUCUUCAUAUGGAGCAUUCAACCAAUUUCGUUGAAACACCCCAUAUAAGGCAGUUAGCUAGAAACUUUUCAUUAGCUUUAUCAUCAUAUUUGGACGAUCCAGUUACAUUUAGAAAGGAUUUAAAAGAACUUAGACCUACUGAACCUCCAUUAAUAAAUGACGUAGAAACCGCUACAGAAAAUGUUGCCGACGAGGAACUUCUAAACUUUUCUGAUGCGGACUCCAAGUCCAGUUAUCCACCAAUAUUCCCCACUGUACCCUCUGCUGUGCCGACUUGGGGUUACAUAUUAGCAUAUAAUAUUUCAAAAGAAAAUAACAAUAAUAAUAAUUAUGACAUUAAAAACUCUUUAAAUCCGGACUUACAAAGCGCUGAUAGUCAAUCAUUUGUACCUGGAUUUAAUAACAUAAACAGUGAUGUUAAAAAACGCAAAAACCUUACCACUGAUUUACCUCAAAAUCAUUGGACAUCAUCCCCAGAUGCUACAAAUUUACUUAAAACUACUUUUGGAUUAAAUCCAGUAUCCUUAAAUACACACUUUGGUACUACUGUAAGAUCCAUAGAUGAGAAUGAUAGCGACAGUUUUGAUACAAGUAAAGAUAAUGAAGAAAUCAAUGAAAGUAUUUCCGAAGAAAUCUUAAACAGCAAAGAACCGUUUUUACAUAAACCACAAAGCGAAAUCAACUACGAACUCAGACAACUUCCUUCACUUAAUCUAAACUCAACUCAAGUUCAUGGUAUACUUAUUGAUUUCAUGAACAACACAAAAUCAGAUAAUUUUAAUAGGUUGCAAAGAAUUUUACAGAAAUUAAACACUACUGAAGACGAGUUUUUGGUGAAAAUGAAGGAAAUUGAAAGCAAUCCACUUACAAAAAGGUUAAUUCUUCUUUUGAUUAGCGAAUGUGGGGCAAAUAUAAGCAACGGUUUUAGAAAUGAAGAAUUAAGCCCACUUUUAAACGUUCCUGAUGAGGAUCCUUCCCAUUUAAUAACCAGAAGUACAGCUGAAACCCCAAGAAUUAAAAAUAGCAAUAUUGCUGAUUUGGUAGAUCCAAAUAUAGCUGCAGAAGAUCAUGAUGCUAGAGCAUUACAACUAUUAAAUUCCUUAUAUUCCAUAGCCUCAAGAUUUGGUAAAUGAGAUUUAGGUUUAAGUUAAUUUAUAUUUAUGUGAAUAUGCUCAUUUAUCUUCCAAAAUUUAACUAUUGAAGGUUUAAUUUAUUUAUUUGUUAUCCUUCUCUUUUAUAAAAGAGUCAGUUAAGUUUUUGGUAAAGAUUUUUAGUAAUAAAGUGUGAAUGUUAUGGUUUGUAUUUUUGAUUGGGUGAUAUUAGUUAGCGCUUAUUUAAUUCUGCUUGCGAUUUGUACAUUUCCUAUUAAGAUUAAAUGGUGUAUUACAAUACAAAUCAUAGACUAAGGUAGUUUGUAGAUCUAUACUCAUAUUUUAAACGACUAUGUAUAUACAUUUG
Molecule: messenger RNA, 4679 nt
Organism: Brassicogethes aeneus
Lineage: Eukaryota; Metazoa; Arthropoda; Insecta; Coleoptera; Nitidulidae
Source: the annotation of a GenBank genome assembly